AUGUUCAGAAGCGUGAAGCCCAAGACGAAUAAACGCCGACGCGUCGCUGAGGACGAGGAGAUUCCGAGCACAACGGACUCCAAUGUGGAUGAAGACGUCGCUGGCGUCUCAACGAGUACCGAUCGACGCCCAGUCAACACGUUUUCGACUGGAGGCGUGAAGAAAGCCAAGAACGUGCUCCAGACGCGGCUCGUCGAGUCCGAACGCGAGAUCGUGCCCCAGCAGUAUGCAGGGGAUGCUACUUAUGAGACGCAGAUUGACACAGAGAAGGAUCGUGAUGCGCGUGCGGUUAUGGAGCGAAGCAUUAAGGCCAAUACCGAUGGCAGUGCUGAUACAGACAGUGGAAAGGUCUAUCGAGGCCAAGCUGCUUACAAGAGUUACAUUACCAAGAAGGAAUCCCAGAUUGGCAUGAAUAAAUACACUGGUACACAAGGCCCUAUCCGAGCCCAGACUUGGGCGCGAGCGAUCUCCCGUUUUGACUACCAGCCUGAUAUCUGCAAAGAUUACAAGGAAACGGGGUUUUGUGGCUACGGUGACAGCUGCAAGUUCCUCCACGACCGAGGAGAUUACAAAAGUGGGUGGAAGAUUGAACAGGAGUAUGCAGAGAAGGAAAAGAAACGUCAGAAGCGACUGCAAGAGGGCCGAGACGCUGACGAAGAAAGUGAUGAGGAGGACAAAAGCGGGAACAAGAAAGGCGAUGAAGAGCAAUUCGCCUGCACAAUUUGCCGUGGACCCUUUCGCAACGCUCUGGAGACAAUUUGCGGUCAUUUUUUCUGUGAGGCAUGUGCGCUGAAGCACUUUAAAAAGUCAUCGCGAUGCUAUAACUGCAAGAAACAGACCAAUGGUAUCUUCAACGUGGCCGAAAAGUUGCGAGCGAAAGAGCGAGAAGAGCAACAGCAUACUAACGCAGCUGAGACGUUUAGAAGCUUAAACUGCGAUGCCACUGUGACGGGUGUUGAAGUAGACACGAAAGGUAGCAGCAGCGGAGGCUGGACAAAAGUGACGGAAACUUCAUAA
Peronospora matthiolae is the source of this 1017-nucleotide messenger RNA. Lineage: Eukaryota; Oomycota; Peronosporomycetes; Peronosporales; Peronosporaceae. The record is from the annotation of a GenBank genome assembly.